Molecule: messenger RNA, 2268 nt
Organism: Capsicum annuum
Lineage: Eukaryota; Viridiplantae; Streptophyta; Magnoliopsida; Solanales; Solanaceae
Product: phosphatidylinositol 4-kinase gamma 3
Exons: 3
Coding region: 387-2129 (580 amino acids)
Molecular function (GO): protein binding
Source: RefSeq, a predicted model, not a curated record
UACAUUAUUAUUACUAUUGAGUUUACAAACAAUUCCUAUGGUAAGUUCUAGAAUAUGAAACUGUGUAAAAAAGAAAAAUAAAGUCCGUUUCUUACGGAAAAGAGCGUCAUAGUUUCAUUUUUUCCCUAUAUAUGCAUGGGGGGCCAGCUCCAUAUCAUUACUCCCCCGUCUUGUCUAUGCCUAAACCCUCUCUAAAGGAGCAAAAACUUACAGUGUGAGAAAGGGAUAAUGAGUCUUGGGAACAGGUUAAACUGAUGAGGGCACAAUUCAUAAUGGAUUUUGGAUAAUCUUGAUAAGUUUUCAAGAUCUUAUGCUAAAAAGAUUCAACCUUUCCUUUGAUUUCUCUUCUCUUUCUUGGGAAAGAAGUCCUUACAUUUUAGGGAACAAUGUCUGUUGCUACUGUUGCACUUAGUUCUGUGUAUGAGGAUAAUUUGAAUUUAGCAAGCUGCUUGUCAGGCCAACACGGUUCCUUGUCGAAUGAUGCAAUCUUGAUUUUUUUGACCGUGGGUGGGUCUGUAAUUCCCUUGCGUGUUAAGGAGUGCGACUCUAUUGCUUCUGUGAAGUUUAGAAUCCAGACGUCCAGAGGUUUCUUUGUGAAAAAGCAGAAGCUUGUCUUUGAUGGCAAGGAGUUGGCUCGGAACAAUUCCUGUGUGAGGGACUAUGGGGUAGCUGAUGGUAACAUUUUGCAUUUGGUUCUUCGUCUGUCUGAUUUACAAGCAAUUACUGUUAGGACAGUGUGUGGUCAGGAGUUCGAGUUCCACGUCGGGAGACAGCAAAAUGUUGGCUAUGUAAAACAGCAGAUUGCAAAGAAGGGGAAAGGUUUUCGUGAUCUUAAGGAACAGGAACUAAUACUUGAUGGUGAGGAACUGGAAGAUAAGAGGCUGAUAGAUGAUAUUUGUAAAAGCAAUGAUGCCGUGCUUCACUUGCUGGUGCGUAAAUCAGCUAAAGUACAGGCUAAAGUUGUGCAAAAAGAUUUUGAAGUUUCAAUUGUAGCAUCAGCAUCAAAUGAGAAUGGAGCUGAAGCAGUAGAGAAGCUCCAAGAGACCUUUCAGGUUGUUGCACUCAAUACUGUUCCAAGAAGUUUUAUUUUGGAACCGUUCAUUGUUAACCCUAAGAUCACACUAUCACCAGUGGUUAAGCAGUUGAUCAGUAGCACUUUCAAUGGGAUAGCAAGGGGUCACCUACCAAUCAGGUCUUCUGAGGGAUCAGGGGGUGCCUAUUUCAUGCUAGAUUCAUGUGGUCAGAAUUAUAUCUCUGUUUUCAAACCAAUAGAUGAAGAGCCUAUGGCUGUGAAUAAUCCCCGGGGGUUGCCAUUGUCCGUAGAUGGUGAGGGGUUGAAGAAGGGCACACGUGUAGGAGAGGGAGCAUUUAGGGAGGUUGCUGCAUAUAUUUUGGACCAUCCCAAGUCCGGACCUCGCUCAACUUGUAGUGAAGAGAAGGGAUUUGCUGGGGUUCCUCCCACAGUUAUGGUCAAGUGUCUCCAUACAGGUUUCAAUUAUGCUGAAGGUUGUGAAUAUUCAUCCAAGAGUCUUAAGAUUGGGUCGCUGCAGAUGUUCAUGAAAAACUGUGGAAGUUGUGAGGAUAUUGGUCCUCGUGCUUUUCCAGUUGAUGAUGUGCACAGGAUUUCUGUACUGGACAUAAGGUUGGCGAAUGCAGAUAGGCAUGCUGGAAACAUCUUGGUUCAGAAAGAUGAUAAGGAUGGCCAGCUUGUGCUUAUUCCAAUUGAUCAUGGCUACUGCUUGCCUGAAAAUUUCAAGGAUUGUACUUUUGAUUGGCUCUACUGGCCCCAAGCACAACAACCUUACUCUGCUGAGACAAUUGCUUACAUAAACUCUCUUGAUGUCGAAAAAGACAUUGAGCUUCUGAAGUUUCAUGGUUGGACCAUAUCCCUUGCUUGUGCACGUGUAUUUCGUAUCUCUACUAUGCUUCUGAAGAAAGGUGCAGAGAGAGGGCUCACACCUUUUGCAAUUGGAAGAAUCAUGUGUAGGGAAACGGUAAAGAAGGAGUCUAUCAUUGAGGAGAUUGUGGAAGAAGCUGAAGAAGGUGUGCUCCCAGGAACAAGUGAGGCAGCAUUCUUGCAGUCUGUUUCGUUCAUCAUGGAUCGACGUCUUGAUGACCUGAUUAAGUAAAGUGUAUUUUGAUGUAAAUUUUGUGCAUAUGUUAACAGUUAAGUACUUGGUCGAAACUUAAAUCCUGGGGAAGAUGGGAUGUGAAUAUUAUUAUGCUCUGUAUCUUGAUGGAUGGUAUUAAUUUGAUGGUGGUUGUCGA